CCGGAUUAAAUCAAGAAAAUCAUCAGCAGCCUUUCAGUAGUUGUGUCUCUCUGGGAAUCCGGUGAGACGUCCACAGGAUUUCAGCUGUUUAUGAAGUGUGAAGUAGCGCUGUCAGGAGAACAGACAGAAGCCUGCAGCACUGACACGCUGUGUGUCCUCAGCAGCAGAGUCGCUCACCAUGAGUGUGGAUGAGGAUACCCGCUGGCUGGAGUGGAUCACCAAGCAGUUCGAGAGCAUCGCAGGAGAUGACAAAGAGAUCGACCUUGACCAGUUUAAAGCUGCUCUGAAGGUCAAAGAGUCCUUCUUUGCCGAGCGUUUCUUUGCUCUGUUCGACUCGGACGGUAGUGGCUCCAUCAGUCUGGAUGAGCUGCUGAAAGCUCUGGACCUCCUCAUCCACGGCAGCGAGACCGACAAACUCAAGUUUCUCUUCCGGGUCUACGAUGUGGACGGCAGUGGUUCUAUUGAUCCAGAUGAGCUGAGAACGGUUCUGAAGUCGUGUCUGCGUGAGAGCGCCAUCUCGCUGCCGGAGGAGAAGCUGGACGACCUGACAUUAGCGCUGUUUGAGUCAGCUGACAAAGACAACAGCGGCUCCAUCACGUUCGAGGAGCUCAAAGCCGAGCUGGAGACCUUCCCAGAGGUGAUGGAGAACCUCACCAUCAGUGCUGCUAACUGGUUGAAGCCUCCUGAUCUGGCCCAGAAGAAGCGUCAGACUCCUCGGUACCUGACCCGAGCCUACUGGCACAACAACAGCCGUAAGCUGCUCUUCUUGUGUGUAUACACCUGCGUCACUGUGCUGCUGUUCAUCCUGGCCAUGCUGCGGCACAGAUACGGGGGUCCCUGGUUUAUGGUGGCCAAGGGCUGCGGCCAGUGUCUCAACUUCAACUGCACUUUCGUCAUGGUGCUGAUGCUGCGUCGCUGUCUAACAUGGCUCAGGACGACGUGGGUGGUGAGGGUCUUGCCUCUGGACCAGAACAUCUUAUUGCAUCAGAUCGUGGGCUACGCCAUCCUCGGCUUCUCAGUGGUACACACCACGGCUCACGUCUUCAACUUCGUCUGGAUGACAGAGAGUGGUGAAUACAGCCUGUGGGAGUACCUACUGACCACUCGGCCAGGUAUCGGCUGGGUGCAGGGGACGGCUUCGGUGACCGGGGUGGUGCUGCAAGUGUUGAUCUGUCUCAUGGUGCUGUGCUCCAGCACAUUUGUACGGCGCAGCGGACACUUUGAGGUGUUCUACUGGACUCACCUGUCCUAUGUGUGGGUCUGGGCUCUGACUGUGGUUCACUGUGCAAACUUCUGGAAGUGGUUCGUGGUUCCAGGUCUGGUUUUUCUGCUGGAGAAGAUUGUGGGAAUCGCUGUUUCUCGUAUGGGAGGUCUGUACAUCGUGGAGGUCAACCUGCUGCCGUCCAAGGUGACUCAUCUGGUGAUCAAACGUCCCCAGUUCUUCCACUUCAAACCUGGAGAUUACAUCUACAUCAACAUCCCAGCGAUAGCCAAGUACGAGUGGCAUCCGUUCACUAUCAGCAGCCCCCCAGAGCAGCCGGAUACUCUGUGGCUGCACAUCCGCUCGAUGGGUCAGUGGACCAAUCGGCUGUACGAGUACUUCAGACAACCAGAGAGGCAGGCGCUCAGCCCCAGGAGGCUGGCCACCAGCCUGAGGAACCACAGACAACUGACAAAGACCCAGGAAGACAUGUUCAGAUCUACACAUUCUAACAGAGCUGUAGCAUCCAAUGGAGACGAUGCCAUCGAGUUGGUGAUGUACCGACAGAAUGGCUCCCAGUCCGGUGUGGCCUUGCCCUCAGUGUCUGCAGCUCAGGGGCCGGUGGAGCCUCUUCCAGACAAGCAGGGCCCAGCAGAGAGAGGAGAGGUUCCUCCACUCAGAGAGAUUUCUACCAAGCUUGGGGAGAACCACAUGUUCUGCAACAUCAAGUGUUAUGUAGACGGGCCAUACGGGACUCCUACAAGACAGAUCUUUGCCUCUGAACACACGGUUCUGAUUGGGGCGGGUAUUGGGAUCACACCAUUUGCUUCCAUCUUGCAAAGUAUCAUGUACCGGUACCGCAUGAGGAAGCAGAACUGUCCCAACUGUAACUACUCCUGGUGUGAAAACAUUAAAGACAGCGACAUGAAGCUGCGCAAAGUGGACUUCAUCUGGAUCAACAGAGACCAGAAGUCCUUUGAAUGGUUUGUCAGUUUAUUGACUAAGCUGGAGAUGGACCAGGCUGAUGAGGAGCCAGAAGGCCGGUUCCUGGAGAUGCACAUGUACAUGACAUCAGCUCUCAGUAAGAAUGACAUGAAGGCCAUUGGCCUGCAGAUGGCGCUGGACCUCCUGGCAAAGAAGGAGAAGAGAGACUCCAUCACCGGCCUGAGAACCAGAACCCAGCCUGGACGGCCUGAGUGGGGAAAGGUGUUUCAGAAAGUGUCUGAGGAGAAGAAAGGGAAGGUCCAUGUAUUUUACUGUGGCGCUCCAGCUCUGGCUAAAGUCAUCAAAGCUGAGUGUGAACACUUUGGCUUCAAAUUCUACAAGGAAAACUUCUGAGGCUGUUUCUUGUUGCUCAACACACAACCCCUGCCAUGCUUUCCUGUGUGCACACACAUGUCCCUCUUUGUUUGUGAUGACACAUUUUAGUUCAAUGCCAUCACUGUGAGGACAUUUCUCUAUUGUGAGCACGAUGUGUGGUCUUACUCUCUUUAUAGGGCUGUCUGUCGGGUAGGGUUGAGGUUAGAAUCAGGUUAGGUGUUAGGUAUUUAGUUCACAUGACUGUUUCCCCUUCUUUUUGUAUUUUGUGUUUUAUGUGUUUUAACUUGUGAUUUUUUUAAAUGUGAAACUGUUUGUGCUGCCAUCUUGACCAGACCUCAGAAUCAGAAUCAGCUUUAUAGGCCAGGGGUGUCGGACACACGAGGAAUUUGACUCUGGUACAGCGGUUCUCAAUGUGAAUGUACAAUGUUAUUCCAUAAGGCAACGAGUAAACAAGAUAAGGCUGAGAGAACAAGAAAAGAAAAACAAUGU
Monopterus albus (swamp eel) is the source of this 3010-nucleotide messenger RNA. It is a transcript of the gene nox5, whose product is annotated as NADPH oxidase, EF-hand calcium binding domain 5. Gene Ontology annotation, molecular function: superoxide-generating NAD(P)H oxidase activity; calcium ion binding. The record is from RefSeq and is a predicted model, not a curated record. Gene Ontology annotation, cellular component: NADPH oxidase complex; plasma membrane. The transcript has 18 exons. The coding region runs from base 179 to 2539 and encodes 786 amino acids. Gene Ontology annotation, biological process: defense response; superoxide anion generation. Lineage: Eukaryota; Metazoa; Chordata; Actinopteri; Synbranchiformes; Synbranchidae.